AUGGAGUGGUCAGUUACCUCCACUCACGGCUCCGUCAUCUCACCAAAUAAAACCAUCCACCCAUGUGAUUAUGACGAUGCCGUAAUACAUCCCGAUAGACAAAUGCGAACAUGCGACUAUCAAGAUAUGGAUCCCAUGAGCCCGGCAACACCAAGAAGGGUAAUGGGUCUACCAAAAUCCCUGGCCUCGACUCCGGCUCUAACAGCCAGAUAUUCUAAUUUAGCCGCAGCAUCGGAAAAUUAUAUCGACGAUGAAACCCUUGUUACUCUUUCAGUAAGAGAUUUAAACAAAAGUCUUCACGGUGUACCAAAAGAUGUAGUUACCAAAUUAAAACAAAAAAGAAGAACGUUAAAAAAUCGAACGUAUGCACACAAUUGUAGGAGCAAAAGGAUCAAACAAAAACAAGAAUUAGAAAAUGAAAAUACAUCCCUAAAAAACGAUUUAUCAAAACAAAAAGCGGAAAAUCAUAGACUUCUUCAGGAACGUGACAGAGCGAUACAAGAGCGUGAUUUUUAUAAACACAGACUGGAAGAGGUAACGAGAAGAUCCGGACCUUCCGAAGGUAUUCAAAAUUCUGUCACAAAUUCUCAAAAUUUGUACCAGUGA
Messenger RNA from Pediculus humanus corporis (human body louse), 606 nucleotides. RefSeq names its product transcription factor MafG, putative. NCBI's taxonomy places the organism in Eukaryota, Metazoa, Arthropoda, Insecta, Psocodea, Pediculidae. Gene Ontology annotation, molecular function: RNA polymerase II cis-regulatory region sequence-specific DNA binding; DNA-binding transcription factor activity, RNA polymerase II-specific. Gene Ontology annotation, cellular component: nucleus. Gene Ontology annotation, biological process: regulation of transcription by RNA polymerase II. The record is from RefSeq and is a predicted model, not a curated record. The transcript has 3 exons. Bases 1 to 606 code for a protein of 201 amino acids.